Gymnodraco acuticeps is the source of this 1432-nucleotide messenger RNA. RefSeq names its product fibrous sheath CABYR-binding protein. Gene Ontology annotation, biological process: T cell extravasation; positive regulation of neutrophil extravasation; homotypic cell-cell adhesion. Bases 246 to 1217 code for a protein of 323 amino acids. NCBI's taxonomy places the organism in Eukaryota, Metazoa, Chordata, Actinopteri, Perciformes, Bathydraconidae. The transcript is spliced from 11 exons. The record is from RefSeq and is a predicted model, not a curated record.
CCUUUCUCUUCCAAUCCAGACAAAAGGAGAGGACGACAGAUCCGCGGAGGCGCGCACUGAGCAGAGCAAUUGAGCACCUUGGAAACGCAACGGGUUUGAUCCGACGCGCAAGAACGCACCGGCACGCCGACACGCACGCCCUCCAGAUCUACCUGAAACAUCUGAGCCGGUACAUUGUCCUGUUUGAAGGCAGAGGAAAGAGAAUCUAAACCCCGUUUCAAUCGCAGCCAGAACACCGUGUUCUCAUGAUGUCAUACCUGUGGAUUCUGCUAUUAGGAAGCCUGCUGGCUACAAGCGCCAAGGCACAAGAUGAUGCAGCUCCUGAAGCAGCCGCAGCUCCUGAACCAGAAGCAGCCACAGAUGCAGCUCCUGAAGCAGCCGCAGCUCCUGAACCAGAAGCAGCCGCAGCUCCUGAACCAGAAGCAGCCGCAGCUCCUGAACCAGAAGUAGCCACAGAGGCAGCUCCUGAUGCAGAUGCAGCUCCUGAAUCAGCUCCAGAAGCAGCCGCGGAGGAAACUGACAAAGCAGCCGACGAAACAGAAGCCAAGCCUGAGCCUGCUGCUGAACCUGAACCUGAAGCCGAUGAUACUGUGGUUCCUGAGGCUGGUGAAGCAGAACCAGCGUUCGCUGCUCCAGCCGACACAGAGACGGAAGCCGCUGCAGCAACACCAGCUCCAGCACCUGUAGCUGAUCCAGAGGUUGAGGCUCCAAAGGCUGAGGAACCAACAGAUAAAGAAGAGGAAGCUUCCCCAAGCGUUACUGAAGCACCCACUCAGGAGGAGAGUGGACCUGGGGCAGCAGCAGAGACUGAGGAGAAGCCAACAGACCCUGCUGCUGAAGCAACAAAACCAGCCGCAGAGGAACCAAAAGUGGAGGACCCAGAGAGUUUUGACCUGGAAGAUGCUCUGACAGGAAAUGCUGCAAAGGAAAACUCAGGAAAAAGCCGCAGUAUGGGAUCUGGAACACAUGAGGCAGGCGCCUUAGGAGACGCGGGAAAACCUGAAGCCCAAGAGGCCAGCUCCGGCUCUGUAGCAGGCAUCCUGAGUGCAAUCGGUGUGGCCAUAGUGGGAGCUGCUACUGGAUAUUACACAUACCAAAAGAAGAAACUGUGCUUCAAAAACAGACAAGAAGCUGACCCUGAAGCUGCCCGCAAAGCUGAUACUGAAGGGGCUCAGGCAGAUCCCCAAGUCCUUAGCAACCUGCUAAACUCCUCCUAAAGCAGCAAUGGUCAUGACAGCUUGGAUCAACAACCGGCAAGAAAGUGGCAAUCUCACUGUUAUGCUCUAUCUGUAGAGCUAAAUUACUGUGAGGCCCGAGUAGAGGUGUGUGUGUGUGUGUGUGUGUGUGUGUGUGUGUGUGUGUGUGUGUGUGUGUGUGUGUGUGUGUGUGUUGUGUGUGUGUGUGUGUGUGUGUGUGUGUGUGUGUGUGUGUG